UUACACACACAAAACUCCAAAUUCAUGCCAUUAAACACGCAAAAAAGCAGAGCCAAACUUUUCGAGAAGAAUUAUCAUUGCUGCCAACUACAAGAUGAUGGGGGGAGAGCCGGGCAGAAGCAUGUCAUGUCGAGAAUAUUGGCAGAUCGAAGAGGCCAGCAAGAGGCAGCGUAGUCGUUGGUGAGACAUGCCAUGCAAGGCUAUGCCCUUCGCCCCCACUUCCCUGUACUACGUGUUUUCCUAUUAGCCUUCCACUCACCUGUCCCCCCCUCUUCCACCUUCUCCACCUGGUUUUUAGUUUCCACUCUUCUCCACUAUUCGUGCUCCACUCCCACUCAACUCCUCCAUUCUGUCUCUCAGUCUGUUGUCCCACUUAAUUCCUCAAGAAUGAAGAUCUUCAAUUGGGUUCACCGCAAGUUUCAUCACAAAGAGGAGAAGUCCAAGGCUGAGUUGGUUAACACUGAAGCGGAUACGCAGGUGCUACUUGAAAGUGUCACCCUCGCCAACGUCCUCGAUGAUUGGAGUGAUGGCAUUCUCACUAUUGGUACGUUUGGGUUAGAUCCCGUCAGCGUUUUCAGUAAGAUAAACGUGUCUUCGGUCUUUGGGAAAGAAGAAGAGUGUUGUGAUGAACUAGAAGAGUAUGGGGCUGAUAAGGGCGAUGAAUCGGAUGAGGAGAAUGAGAUGGAAGGAUGGGAUAAAGAAGAAGUUCACCCUUUGGUGUUUGCAGCUCUUGAUGAUGAGGGCGGCAAUGGUCUAAAUUAUGAUGAGAAAGCUGAUUUCAUAAUGGCCGGCGCCGGCGAUGGCAGUGUUAUUCCUCUUCCUUUGGAGAUUGGUUUGGAUGCGAACGAGGACAAGGAGACCAAGAAAAGAGAGAGAACCACACUUGCAGACUUGUUCUCGGCUGAUUCUGAGAUCGUGAAAAAGCGAGAUCGUAGCAAGCUGCACCUGGAUUCCAAAAGGAAGGCUGACGAUCUUCAUCCGAAGAAGGGCCUCUCAUUUGCCAAGAAGCUCAUUUCUCGCGUUGGAGAGGAUGCACAUCCCGUCAAGAAACUGCAACGAAUGAUAAGAAGGAUGAUGAAGAGGAAGAUCCAUCCGGACUUUGAAGGAGAACUUCAAAUCAAGGAAAAGGAGAGCCAGAUUAAGCCAAUUGCCAAGUGUGGACUUCCUGCUGGAGGGCAUAGAGCCAAUGAAUCGGUUUCUCUUCUUCAAACUAAAGAUGCAAUGGUCGUCUAAGACUCGGAGCUGUGAUGAGAAAUCUUAAAUGCUUAAUUCCUAGCUAGCUAGAAGCAAACUCUCGCCUUGUGAUUGUUAUUAUGAAAUAAUUUUCUUUGUCAAGAAGCACUGCCUUUGCACUUUUUUAAUUUUCUGGGUAUAUAUAUCUCUAAAAUAUAAAUUGUUCUGUUCUGGUUUAUGAUUGUGUGAUGAAUAUUGAAACCUGAGACUUUAUUGGCCUUCAUUUCGAUCAUCAUCACCUA
Molecule: messenger RNA, 1475 nt
Organism: Diospyros lotus (date-plum)
Lineage: Eukaryota; Viridiplantae; Streptophyta; Magnoliopsida; Ericales; Ebenaceae
Product: protein TILLER ANGLE CONTROL 1
Exons: 5
Coding region: 193-1233 (346 amino acids)
Biological process (GO): morphogenesis of a branching structure
Source: RefSeq, a predicted model, not a curated record